GAGGACCAGCCGGAAGGGCAGCCCAGAGAUUCAUCUCAUGUGAAGGGCCAAGCUAUUCAAAAGAAUUCCGUGUCAGAAGUGAUUUUGUCUCUCCGAUUUUUAGCUGUCUUCAAGGACACGUAUACAGUACAUGGCACAAUCCUUGGGGAAGCUGCCUGGAUUUUGCAGGGUCACUUCGACUCAAAGGGCGAAUUCAUUGGAGACUAUUCUGAUUGGGAGAAGGUUGCAGGGAAGCUCACGAAGUUGUGGUUUGGGGAUGAAGCUCCUUCACCUGUCAAGACUCGUAGCACUGAAGCGCCUGACUUUCACACCCCUGGUUUGGUUCACAGAGUUGUUGAGCCUUCGUCCAGUGAUGUUGCUGAGUGGAAGAGAAGUGCAUCCUGUGGGGAGGCUUCUUCGGCAACGCCGCCGGUAGUCAUUGAGCCAGCUGUUACGCCACAAGGCCAUAAGACAUACUUUGAGGUUGAGACUCCAACCAAGAUUCCGAAUCCUCUGAAAAAAGUCCAACUUAUGGCUGAAAAGAAAUUAGAGCAGCAACUGAAGCGUCAAAAGAAAGAUGAUGCUGGAGGUCCUCAGGUGCCAGCUGCUGCUGGCACUACUACAGGAUCGUCUGGCAAGGGGGGAAAGAAGAAGAUUGAGAGUGGCAAGAAGCGCAAACCCAACAAUGGCCCAAUGAAAAUUGCCAUGGACAAGUUCAUUGCAAAGAAGCGGGCCAAAGGCUUCAGUUACAAAGAUAGCCUCCGACUUUGGUCGACGUCGAAGCAGCGGCAGGCAAUU
Durusdinium trenchii is the source of this 777-nucleotide messenger RNA. Lineage: Eukaryota; Dinophyceae; Suessiales; Symbiodiniaceae. The record is from the annotation of a GenBank genome assembly.